Molecule: messenger RNA, 1975 nt
Organism: Schistosoma curassoni
Lineage: Eukaryota; Metazoa; Platyhelminthes; Trematoda; Strigeidida; Schistosomatidae
Source: the annotation of a GenBank genome assembly
AUGCCUUUCCUCAGUCCAGACUGGAGAUGUCCUGGAGAUCAGUGGCUAAAGACAAACGAAAGUGGCAGCAUGUGGGAAAAUGCCAAAAUUUAUCGGCUCAGAAUGUUUGAAACCAUUAAUGAGAAUGUUGUAAAGCGACUGUGUCGGCAAACAUUAGAAGAUGAAAUGAAGUCAACACCGUAUGUUAGUGAAUACCUUAAGGCCGUUUUUUACCAACCAUACAUACACCUUCAAGCAGGGACUACUCGUGAGAUCGCUACAACAACAACUAUUAGUGAGGCUCUCCUAAAGCUCGAUACCAAAGCUGCUUUAAGAGACAUAAGAAGAUUCGAUUAUAUAUGCAAAAUAAUUGAACUUCUUAUUUCAGAGCACUUUCACAGGUUAGCCGGAAGGUUACAGCUCUUCCUAAUUGAACUUCUAAAAGAGGUGCUCAAACAAGUUCAAGCUAGUUGCAACCAGACAGAACGUUUUCGAAAGCUUUUGGAUGCAUUAAGAGAAAAUCUAGAUAAAAAUGAAUAUGAUCAUAUUGGAAGUGCCUUACUUUGGCAGAAUCAUAAAAAAGCCCUAGAUGAGAUGUACAUUCGUAUCGAUGAAUUUGAUAUUGAAAAAAAAAUUCAAUCAUUUACAACCUGUCCGCCUUACAAGCUCAGGUCCUUGAGUGUACGUGAAAACUCUUCAGAAGAAGUCAUAAAACUUGAAAGACUUCCAUCUGAAUGUUUGACUCAUGUCCUGACCUAUAUAAACUCUCCUCAGGAUCUUGAAACGGCGUCUUUGGCUUCAAGUGCACUAGCCAGUGUAGUUGCAGAUAAAUACUUCUGGAAAACUUUAACACUAGCACACUUUGAUAUAAGUCAGAUACCAACCGUUAAUUAUGGUCUCCCUGGAUGGCAUACUCGAUCUCCAGCAUCAAUUGAUGAUUGUGAUUGGAAACGAGCCUAUGUCAGAUUGCUCAAAAUAUACGGAGACAAUCAUAUUUAUCCAGCUAAGCUAGCUGUCUGCGAAGUUUGCUUCUGUUUGUUUUGGCCGAUAUUUGGACAUCCUUGCCAUUAUCCUGAUAAAGAACAACGUAUCCGUCUUCUUACUCCAAAUGAAUUUAUUACGCUCUUCCAAAUCUAAUAGUAUAAUUCAUACAUGAAAACAUUUGAGUGCCUUCAGUUUAUUUACUUCAGUCAUAAAUCUUUUUUUUAUAACAAUAAUCUAGUUUUCCAUUUGUUUGUUUGUUUUUUUAAAAAAAGAGGAACAAUAGUCUGUAUUUAUUCUCAUUUUCAUCUCAUAACAAAAGAAGAAAAAAGAAAACAUGCAUUUACUCAUUAUUAUGUGCAAUUCCUUCUUUUCAAAUGACUAGCAUUCAUUGUUGUUUGUUUAUUUAUUUAUUUAUUUAUUUAUUUAUUUAUUUAUUUGAUCUCAAACAAACUUUCAAAAGAACUCAUAACUUCUAUUUAUAAUCUUAUGAAACUAUGAUCAUUUUCUAGUUAUUGUUCUUUAUAUUAUCUUUGUUUGUUUUUAUGAAUCCGUUCUAAUUUUAUUUCCGGUUUAUUUGGGACUUGGUAGCCCUUCUCUUUUUUUUCUUAAAAAAAAGAAAAAAACUCAUUUAACAAAUUAUAUAUUUCCAUAUAAGCUUAAGCAUGUCAAUACAUAUGUGAUUCACCUAUUAUUUACAUCAAACUGUGAUCGGCCAAAAAAAAAACAAUAACAAAGAAAUACUGUAAAGAGACUUUAUUUUUGGCGCCAGUUUACUACUGAAUUCUGUUUCUAUUUCCCUAUUGAUUUAUUUGUUUAUUUAUUCAACUUAUUUUUUCUUCUGUUUCUGUUGUUGCAAGAUUUAUUUUUUGUUUUGUUUUUAUCAUAUCAGAAAGUGGAAAAGGCUUGUUUUUAAAUCCUAUUUAUCAUUUUCCAUAAAGACAUACAUAAAUAUUUAUUUGUUGUUUCAUUUAACAAAGCAUUCAUAUAAUAAAUAUACAUGUUCAUACAUUUA